Sinocyclocheilus grahami is the source of this 1711-nucleotide messenger RNA. RefSeq names its product 1-phosphatidylinositol 4,5-bisphosphate phosphodiesterase beta-1-like. The transcript has 11 exons. The record is from RefSeq and is a predicted model, not a curated record. Gene Ontology annotation, molecular function: calcium ion binding; phosphatidylinositol-4,5-bisphosphate phospholipase C activity. Bases 154 to 1332 code for a protein of 392 amino acids. Gene Ontology annotation, biological process: lipid catabolic process. Lineage: Eukaryota; Metazoa; Chordata; Actinopteri; Cypriniformes; Cyprinidae.
ACAGGUUAUCGUUACAUCGGAUUGAGAAAUGAAAAGAAUCAAGCGCUGACUCUUCCUGCUAUAUUUGUGUAUAUCGAGGUGAAAGAUUAUGUUCCUGAUACAUUCGCCGACGUCAUCGAAGCGCUGUCCAACCCCAUCAGAUACGUCAACCUGAUGGAGCAGAGAUCCAAACAGCUGGCGGCGCUCACUCUAGAGGAGGGAGAAGAGGAGAAAGACACCAAAGAGGUGGAUCCUGGUGUUGAAAACCCUUCGGAGGUUAAAAGCGAACCCAAACCCGUCCCGGUUGAGAACGGCCUGAGUCACGCACCCAGCGCCGCUCCGAAACCCGCGUCCCAGAUCAGCCCACAGCCGCAGUCCACAGGCUCAACCAAACCAGCGGCAAAGACUGAAGAUCUGAUUCAGAGCGUCCUCACAGAGAUGGAGGCGCAGACCGUCGAGGAGCUCAAACAGCAGAAGGGCUUCGUCCGAGAGCAGAGACGACACUAUAAAGAGAUGAAGGACCUGGUGAAGAAACACCACAAGAAGACCACCGAGAUGAUCAAGGAGCACACGGCCAAAUACAACGAGUUCCAGCACGACUACCUGCGCAAACGAGCCGUCCUGCUGAAGUCUGCCAAACGAGACGGUAAGAAGAGGUGUUUGUCGUCCAGUCCUGAACACGGAGCCUCGUUCUUCGAGCAGGAGCUGGCCAAUCUGGAUCAGGACAGCGGACAGAAACUCUCUGAACUCAAAGAACAGCAGCAGCAGCAGCUCCUCAAUCUGCGUCAGGAGCAGUAUUACAGCGAGAAAUAUCUGAAGAAAGAGCACAUCAAACAGGUGAUCGAGAAGCUGACGGCCAUCGCUGAGGAGAGUCGGAGCAACCAAAUGAAGAAAAUCAAGGAGCUGUGUGAGAAAGAAAAGAAAGAGCUGAAAAAGAAAAUGGACAAGAAGAGACAAGAGAAGAUCAGUGAAGCCAAGUCCAAGGAGAAACACCUGACAGAAGAGGAGAAGCUGGAGAUCAACAGGUCGUAUGUGAACGAGGUGGUGCAGCACAUCAAGAGGCUGGAAGACGCUCAGACUAAAAGACACGAGAAGCUGGUAGAAACCCAUAAGAGCAUCCUGCAACAGAUAUUAGACGAGAAACCCAAGCUCCAGAACGACCUGGAUCAGGAAUACCAGGACAAAUUCCGGCGGCUUCCUCUGGAGAUCCAGGAGUUUGUGCAGGAAAGCACCAAGAGAAAGACUGAGGACGGCGAGCAGGAGGUUCUUCCCUCUUCCUCCUCCACGCUGGAGAAACUCAUGCAGAAGGGAGCACAGUCUGAAGACGACACGGAGGAGGAGAAGAAAGACUGAUGUCGGAUCUCUUCCCACUUCACUUUUACGUUCCUUCAUUUCCAAACUAGAGAUUUGUAAGGCUUGCGUUUACUCCAGCAGACGAAGGAGGGUUUGUGUCGCAUCAGAAACACGGCUUCAUGUCACGCUGGGAGAUUUACAUCUGAAUUAUAUCUAGUGUUCUGUUGAUGUGCUUCUCAUGUUAACGAGUAAACAGUGUUUUAAUGGAAGAGAACACAGGUCAUGACACUGCACUGAGAUACUGUAGCCAGCAGUUAUCUUCUCACAAAUCUCACAAAAACGCCCUGCUCAAGUCAACCCAAAACAACAAUCUGGGGCUUAUUUCACCUGGAAAAUAAAUUUUGCUUAGAAAAAAAUAUCUGUCUGUUUUAGGGCCAUU